Messenger RNA from Patiria miniata (bat star), 1761 nucleotides. RefSeq lists its product as uncharacterized. Bases 1 to 1761 code for a protein of 586 amino acids. The transcript has a single exon. NCBI's taxonomy places the organism in Eukaryota, Metazoa, Echinodermata, Asteroidea, Valvatida, Asterinidae. The record is from RefSeq and is a predicted model, not a curated record.
AUGGCUACUUUCGGCAAUAUUGGAGAGUUUUGUGAAAAGAAAGAGACAUGGGAAAUGUACACUGAUCGUCUCGGCGAAUAUUUCGCGGCGAACAAUAUCUCCGACGCAGCACGCAAAAGGGCCAUACUCAACUCUGUCGUUGGUUCACAAACAUAUAAGCUGAUUAGCGAUCUUCUUGCCCCUAAGAAACCAAACGAAGCUACAUAUCAAGAACUAGUGGACAGACUUGAGAAGCAUUUCAAACCCACAAAGUCUAGCAUCAUUGCUCGCUUUCAAUUCAACAGCCGCUGUCGGCGAUCUGGUGAAUCAAUCGCCGAAUAUUUAGCAGCACUACGUGCACUGGCCAGUGACUGCAAGUUUGGCCAAAACCUUGAUGAAAUGCUGAGAGACAGACUUGUGUGUGGCGUGCAGAAUGAACGCAUCCAGAAAUCCCUGCUUGCCCAACCAGAGGACAAACUUGACCUCAAGCGCACAGUGGAACUUGCACAAUCAAUGCAGCUCGCAGGUGAUCAGGCAAAGAUGUUGUCAGCCUCUACCAGCACAAUGGCUGAAUCAAAUACCACUGUCAAUGCUUUCAGAAAGAAACAAGCUCAACGCCCAAACAGACCAACAUGGUCAAAUCAACGGCAGACAUCUGCACGCAGUAGUUCUACACAGCAGCAAAAGCCCAGAAAACCUUGUGGAAAUUGUGGAACUUUUCACAAGAGGCGCGAAUGCCCAGCCUACGGCAAGACUUGCCACAAAUGUAACAAAAAGAAUCACUAUGCUGAUUACUGCAGAAGCAGCCGCCACGUCUACACAGUAAACCCCGAUUCAUACUCGGAGGAAGACGAACCUGCCGUGGAUGAGCAAGAAUUAUUUUACGUUCGAGCCGUGGACAACACCAACUUGCACUUGAAACAUGACAUCCACGCUACGCUUGUGGUGAAUAACACACACGUUCCUGUCCAACUUGACACUGGUGCACGUUGUAACGUCCUGCCCAUGCAUGUUUACAAUGUCAUCGCACCACCUAAGUCCAUCGAUAAUUCAAAGUCAACCAAGCUCAUCGCUUAUGGAGGAACCGAGCUCCACACAGUUGGACUAGCUACACUGCCAUGUCGCAUUGACUCAUCGCAGACUGACCAUAAUAUUGACUUUCACAUUGUUGACACACAAGUGAAAGCUAUCCUCGGCUUAACCGAUUGCCUCCGUCUAGGCCUGCUGUCUGUCAAUAACUUAGUUUACCAUGUCUCCAAUGACACCACAUCGCCUCAAGUCUUCAAAGACUACGAAGACCUGUUUGACAGCUCGCUCGGGUCACUACCAGUCAUCUACACCAUGACCAUAGACCCCAAUGCUACGCCGGUUGUCCGACCCCCACGUCGCAUCCCUGCUGCAAUGCAAGACAAGGUCAAGUCCGAACUGCAGCGGAUGACUACCCUAGGCGUGAUCACUCCAGUCUCCGAACCGACAGACUGGGUUUCCUCCAUGGUCGCGACUCAUAAGAAAAACAGCGAAGAAAUCCGCUUAUGCAUCGACCCUCGCGACCUUAACGAAGCACUGAAACGCCCACACCACCCUACCCGAACAGUAGAGGAAGUCGCUGCCAAGAUGGAUGGUGCGACAGUUUUCUCAGUGCUUGAUGCUAAAUGCUCGUUCUGGCAGAUCCCCUUGGAUUACGAAUCAUCACUGCUGACUACAUUCAGCACGCCAUAUGGCAGAUACCGCUAUCUUCGCAUGCCCUACGGCCUCUGUUCUGCCUCCGAUGUGUACCAGUGA